Messenger RNA from Penicillium canariense, 1680 nucleotides. Its product is annotated as ATP-binding protein. The transcript is spliced from 5 exons. Lineage: Eukaryota; Fungi; Ascomycota; Eurotiomycetes; Eurotiales; Aspergillaceae. The coding region runs from base 1 to 1680 and encodes 559 amino acids. The record is from RefSeq and is a predicted model, not a curated record.
AUGCUAUUGAAUCGGCUGGCGCAACCCCUGACAUCUUAUGCCCGACAGGGGCUGUUCAGGCCUCUUCGAUCUAAUGGUCAAUUUGCGCAAACCACUGUCAAGCGCUUCAACUCCUCAAACCCGCAAAACACGGGACAAUAUACGCCUGAUCCCACUGACCAAAAUGAGUCGGAUGAGGACAAGGGCAAGAGUCGCAAGAAUGACUCGGACCCCAACUUGAAAUCUACAAUCUUGAAGAUGCUUGAGACAGCUGCAACUACGGCAGCAUCAAUCGCUAUUCUUGGAGUGGCUGGAUAUUCAUAUCACCAGUACUACAAGUACUUAAUCCUGGAUAAAAUGGAUAAUGCAUUCAAGCCAGGUGACCCUGCUCUCGAAGUUGCCGGUGUUGUAUCCGGAAAACAUCAGUAUCGCCAUGAGGAGCACUGGGUCGUUCGGAACGAGCAGAGCCGGAUCGAUGAUAUUGUGGCCGGGGCACGUGGUGGCCAUUACUAUCUUAUUGUUGGCGAGAAGGGCACUGGAAAGACUUCUAUGCUGCUGGAAGCGAUGCGCAAGAUCAACGGCACCGGUUGCGCUAUGUUUGAGGCCCAUGCCGACUUGGAGAUCUUCCGGCUUCGGUUGGGAAAAGCCCUCGACUACGAAUUUCAUGAGGACUAUAUCGGCAGCCUGUUCAGCAUUCGCGGUCCGCGAGACACUACCGCUCUGUUGGAUAUCGAGCGGGCCUUUAACAAAUUGGAAAAGGUCGCUCUGACCAGAAGACGUAACGGCACGCCGCCACUGAUCCUCAUCAUUAACAGUACCCAUCUUGUUCGGGAUGAUCACGACGGGCAAGACUUGCUCGAGAUGAUUCAGCAGCGCGCUGAGCAAUGGGCUGCAAGUGGCCUCGUUACAACCAUCCUCAAUAGCGACGACUACUGGGUUUACGAGCGCUUGAAGCGUUACGCGACCCGCAUGGAAGUCAUUCCGGUUAGCGAUCUGCCGAAGGAUAAGGCAAUGGCCGCGCUUUGGAAAUACCGCAAGCAGUUCUGCCACGAGGAUCUGCCAAGCUCGAUUCUUGAGCACGUCUACGACAAAGUGGGCGGCCGACUUUCCUUCCUCAACCGAGUUGCCAAGUCUCCGGAUGUCUUGAAAACCUGCAAUGAGAUCUGCCAGGCAGAGAAAACCUGGUUCCUCAACAAGUGUUGGAUCCUGGGUAAGGAGAUGGAUGAUGAUGUGAUGGACGAGCAGAAGUUCUCCUCUGCUGCCAUGGUCCUGGCCAAGGCCCUAGUAGACCUUGAAAAGGAGAUGGACAAGAAUUACGACCCGGACAGGGGCCACAUUCUACCCGAGAUUCCCCUUCACAAAGCACGGGAGAUCAUGACUCGCGCCGAUUUCGUCCAGUCCUACGAUCACGAGAAUAUCUUCACUAUCGAUUCGAGAGCCAUGGUGCGCGCGGACUCCGUGCCCAUGCAGCAGGCAUUCCGAGAAAUCUGUUCCACUGAAGGAUUCGACGAGCACCUAGAUGGCACCCUGGAGCGCAUUGGUGACAUCGAAAGUCUCGGUCGCACGCGCGAACUGACUAUCAAGGACCUCUGGGACCACGGCAAGUACCGGAUUGUGAUGCGGGAUACCAGGGGACGCGAGAGUGGGACAAUGGAAUUUGCAGUGGCAGAGCGUGAAGGUGAAGGUGAAGAGGAGGACUAG